Messenger RNA from Archocentrus centrarchus (flier cichlid), 1287 nucleotides. RefSeq names its product homeobox B5a (gene hoxb5a). The transcript has 2 exons. Bases 158 to 1087 code for a protein of 309 amino acids. Gene Ontology annotation, molecular function: DNA-binding transcription factor activity, RNA polymerase II-specific; RNA polymerase II cis-regulatory region sequence-specific DNA binding. The record is from RefSeq and is a predicted model, not a curated record. Lineage: Eukaryota; Metazoa; Chordata; Actinopteri; Cichliformes; Cichlidae. Gene Ontology annotation, biological process: regulation of transcription by RNA polymerase II; anterior/posterior pattern specification. Gene Ontology annotation, cellular component: nucleus.
AUACACAGCUAAAAACGAAGUACAGUGCAACGCCAUAAUUCACUAAUACAUCAUAAAUCGUUGAAAGUACCCGCGUUAUAACGACCCAGAGAAAUCUAACAAAUCAAGCGCCCCUUAGUACUCAACUGUAAGCCUGCAACUCUCUAAAACAACCUAAAUGAGCUCUUACUUUGUAAACUCGUUCUCGGGGCGCUACCCAAAUGGCCCCGAAUAUCAACUGUUAAAUUAUGGAGCCAGCAGCGGCGCAAUGAACGGCGGGACGUACAGGGACUCUUCCUCCGCCGCCAUGCACCAUGCAACGGGCUCUUACGGCUACAGCUACAAUGGCAUGGACCUGACCGUCACUAACCGGGGAGGGGGGAACAGCAGUGCCGCCACCGCCGGAGGACACUUCGGAGGCGGCUCGGUCGGAGGGGACUCGCGGGGUUUCGGCUCCCCGGCCCAGGAGAGAGGCUUCAGACAACCAUCCAGCUGCUCCCUCGCCUCCGCGGCGGAUUCCCUUCUGUCACACGGCAGUGAAAGCACCAAGCUGGUCACCCAGAGUUCGUCUCCCCGCUCGGAUCAACCAGGAAACGGUAAUCUCAGCUCGCCAAACCUGUCCUCCGCCUCCUCCUCCGGCGGUGGCGGCACGGCACAGCACUUCACCGAGCUGGAUGACGGGUCACCAGAAACCGAGGACCUGCAGCAUAAACGGGACACCAGUCACGACAGCAAUCCGCCAACCAGGACCGGGCAGAAGCAGGAGGGUGGCCCGGCGGGAUCAGCCGCUGGCAACACCGGCAGCGAGGCUCAGACUCCACAGAUAUUCCCCUGGAUGAGAAAGCUACACAUUAGCCAUGAUAUGACGGGCCCCGACGGGAAACGGGCGCGGACGGCGUACACCCGCUAUCAGACUCUCGAGCUGGAGAAGGAGUUUCACUUCAACCGGUACCUCACGCGGCGGCGGCGGAUCGAGAUCGCGCACGCGCUGUGCCUCACGGAGCGGCAGAUUAAAAUCUGGUUCCAGAACCGGAGGAUGAAGUGGAAGAAGGACAACAAACUGAAAAGCAUGAGUCUUGCCACCGCUGGCAGCGCAUUCCAACCUUAGAAAUGUAAUUGUUCUGAAUCCGUCUUCGUCCAUUUCUUUGGAAAUGUUACUACCAGUUACACGCUUCCCUGAAGAGGGAGAAACAAACGAGAAAUAUAGAGAAAACUUGAAGAAAACAACAAAAAGUGGCCAGCAAAAGAAGAAGACGAUGAAGGAGAAAUCUGCCUAUGACAAAAAAAAAAAAAAAAAUUCCAAAUCUA